This is a messenger RNA of Penicillium expansum, 306 nucleotides long. RefSeq lists its product as uncharacterized. The transcript has a single exon. The coding region runs from base 1 to 306 and encodes 101 amino acids. Lineage: Eukaryota; Fungi; Ascomycota; Eurotiomycetes; Eurotiales; Aspergillaceae. The record is from RefSeq and is a predicted model, not a curated record.
AUGUCUCUCCCGGAGUUUUCCCACGACCUGGUCGAGGUCGAAAAUGACCUAAAGGCCACAACCGGUAGACCUCGCCCUGUCCCGGAUUCCACUAAGCGCGCACAACGGGACGCACUCGUGGCGCUCAACGAUGUUAUCAAGAAGCUCAAUUUAGAGCGAACAGAUAUUGAAAAUGAAAUCAUCCGCCAGCGUGCUGUCCUCGCCGAUCAAAUGGCACGUCUCUCUACUACGAAUGAGAACAUCCAGAGCCUACAGAAAGUGUGGGAAGACAUGGCAGCUGGGUUCGGACUACCGUGCAAGAAGUGA